AUAUCCGAGCACCAUUUUAUAUCUCCAUCUUGAAUUUGUAACCUUUUUUCUUAGGUCGGUGAUAUUAGUAGCAGUAUUUAAAUAUUUGUUAAUUGAAAUAAAGUAAUUGUUAAGUGCAAUUACUCUUUAAUAAUGGCGCAAAAUAAAUUAAAUGAUUUCGCGUCGCGAUUUAGCAAAAGUCCUAAUAAUUUAUCUUUAGGCUUUAAGGUUCUUGCAGCAGCCGGCGUGGCGGCUUAUGGAGUAGCUAAAUCUAUGUAUACAGUGGAAGCUGGUCAUAGAGCAAUUAUAUUUUCUCGUCUUAAUGGGAUCCAAAAAGAUAUUUUUUCAGAGGGUUUACAUUUUCGUGUUCCAUGGUUUCACUAUCCUAUAAUAUAUGACAUUCGAAGUAAACCAAGAAAAAUUUCAUCACCUACUGGAUCAAAAGAUUUACAAAUGGUUAAUAUAUCUCUUCGAGUUUUAUCGCGUCCUGAUGCAGCUGCAUUACCUACUAUGUAUCGUCAAUUAGGUCUUGAUUAUGAUGAAAAGGUAUUACCAAGUAUAUGUAACGAAGUGCUUAAGUCAGUUGUUGCUAAAUUUAAUGCGUCUCAACUUAUAACACAAAGGCAGCAAGUUUCAAAUUUAGUACGUAAAGAAUUAACUGAGCGUGCUCGUGAUUUUAAUAUAGUGUUAGAUGAUGUUUCUAUAACAGAGCUCAGUUUUGGAAAAGAAUAUACUGCUGCAGUAGAAGCUAAACAAGUAGCCCAACAAGAAGCUCAAAGAGCUGCAUUUGUAGUUGAAACAGCUAAACAAGAGAGGCAACAAAAAAUUGUACAGGCUGAAGGAGAAGCAGAAGCUGCUAAAAUGCUUGGUCUAGCUUUGAGCCAAAAUCCAGGGUACUUGAAACUUCGUAAAAUACGUGCAGCUCGGCGAAUUGCUCGCACGAUUGCACAAUCUCAAAAUCGAGUAUAUCUUAGUGGGAAUAGUCUCAUGUUGAAUAUUCAAGAUCCUUCAUUUGAUGACUCUUCGGAUAAAUUGAAAAGUAGUGAACAAUUGAACUGGAGCAAUUGGAAUGACACAACACAGAAUGCUGUUAUUAUCUUAAAAUCUGGUCCUCAAGCAUUAAAAAAUGCAGAUAAAUCAUACAUCAAGUAUACAUCAACAGAUCCUGAAGAUCCCAUUUCCCUUUUAUUGGAUUCAGCAAAUGAUAGUGCUAAAAUGAUAGUUCCAUAAAUGUAAAUUUCAUAUUUUAAAACAUUUCAAAGAGUUUGCGUAGCGAGCUUGUAAAAAAUAACUUGGUUAAAAUUUCACCUUGCUUGUAUAUUUUGUAUCUUAACAUUAGAUUAAUUUUAUAUAUUGUUAUAUAAUAUAAUUAAAUAUUAAUCUC
Messenger RNA from Vespula pensylvanica (western yellowjacket), 1363 nucleotides. RefSeq names its product prohibitin-2 (gene Phb2). Gene Ontology annotation, biological process: mitochondrion organization. NCBI's taxonomy places the organism in Eukaryota, Metazoa, Arthropoda, Insecta, Hymenoptera, Vespidae. The record is from RefSeq and is a predicted model, not a curated record. Gene Ontology annotation, cellular component: mitochondrion; membrane. The transcript has 6 exons. The coding region runs from base 133 to 1209 and encodes 358 amino acids.